Molecule: messenger RNA, 942 nt
Organism: Sphenostylis stenocarpa
Lineage: Eukaryota; Viridiplantae; Streptophyta; Magnoliopsida; Fabales; Fabaceae
Source: the annotation of a GenBank genome assembly
AUGGCCUCGACAACGCCCAAGUUGAUCUCCGACAAGAACGAGAUGCGGAACUGGUCUCGCUCCAUGCGGGCCCAAGGCAAGCUAAUUGGGUUCGUCCCCACAAUGGGCUUCCUUCACAUGGGCCACCUCUCUCUCGUCUCCCAAGCCCGCUCCCUCUGCGACGUCGUCGCCGUCUCCAUCUACGUCAACCCGGGCCAGUUCGCGCCCUCCGAGGACCUCUCCACCUACCCCUCCGACUUCCACGGUGACCUCCGCAAACUCGCCUCGCUGCCCGGAGGCGUCGACGUCGUCUUCCAUCCCCACAAUCUGUACGAUUAUGGAAAUAAUAGUGGUGACGCGGUGGUUGAGGAGGGUGGCGCGGCGGCGUCUUGCCUUGAAAGUCUUGGGUUGGGGCACGAGAGUUGGGUGAGGGUCGAAAAGCUUGAAGUAGGGCUGUGUGGGAAGAGUAGGCCCCAUUUCUUCAGAGGGGUGGCUACCGUUGUGACCAAGUUGUUUAAUAUAGUGGAACCGGAUGUGGCUGUGUUCGGGAAAAAGGAUUAUCAACAGUGGAGAGUUAUUCAGAGGAUGGUUCGUGAUCUUGAUUUUUCCAUAAAAGUGAUCGGUGCUGAAAUAGCACGUGAGAAUGAUGGCCUGGCAAUGAGUUCACGUAAUGUGCGCCUUUCUCCUGAAGAGAGGGAAAAGGCAUUAUCAAUAAAUAAAUCAUUGUUAAAAGCUAAAUCAGCAGCAGAAGAUGGCCAAGUGCAUUGUGACAAGUUGAAGAAUUUGGUCAUCCAGUGUAUUACUGAUGCCGGAGGAAGGAUUGAUUAUGCUGAGAUUGUUGAUCAAAAUAAUUUGCGGCCAGUGGAACAGAUCAAGGGUCCAGUUGUCUUCUGUAUCGCUGCAUGGUUUGGGAAAGUCAGGCUUAUAGACAACAUGGAAAUCAACUUGUCCAUGGAUGAUUAG